This is a messenger RNA of Baudoinia panamericana UAMH 10762, 1720 nucleotides long. RefSeq lists its product as uncharacterized. Gene Ontology annotation, molecular function: nucleic acid binding. The record is from RefSeq and is a predicted model, not a curated record. Gene Ontology annotation, biological process: mRNA splicing, via spliceosome. Lineage: Eukaryota; Fungi; Ascomycota; Dothideomycetes; Mycosphaerellales; Teratosphaeriaceae. The coding region runs from base 53 to 1447 and encodes 464 amino acids. Gene Ontology annotation, cellular component: spliceosomal complex. The transcript is spliced from 2 exons.
GAAACGAAUAAGAUUGAAGGGGAAAGAGAUUUUGAGGAAGUGCAUUGUCGUCAUGGUUUCAGCGAAGCUUGACUCACUAAAAUGUGCCGCCCGCUUCAGGAAAUCAUCGGCGCGAGUCAAGCUUGCCUCACAUACGGCUCACGAUCGGUGUAUGUUUAUGUCCGUCCUGACACACUACAGGCUCAAUCACGUAUUGACACAGAGCAUGGGUAUGGCGGAAAAGAUUUCGCUGACACUUGGCGGACCAAAAAGGACACCGAAGCCAUCAGCAACGAACGGCUUCAAAAGAUCUCAUGCCGCGUUUCGAGAGGACGAAGACGAUGCGCAUCACGAAGGUCAGGCGCAACAAGUGUCCCACUUCGACCAAUUAGCUGGAGGCGCCGUCGACGACACUUCUGUCAAGGAUGCUGCGCCGCUGAUUAUUGCACCGCAAGCGAACCGCAAUUGGAAAGAAGCGAGCAAGCGCAGGAAACAGCGCCAUGCUCUGCCGGCAGAGGCGCAGCAAGAGGUCACUGAGCAGGCAAUCAAGGAUCUAGAGGCCUCGAAGCCGCAAUAUGGGCUCAACGUGACCUCAAGGGAAAGCGAUGGUGGGGAGCCAGUCAUUAACGGCCAUAAUAUCCAGGCCGAAGCGGAAACAACGCAGCAAGCACCGCCGGAGUCGGAUGCCGAGGCAUCAGUCAAGCAAAAGACGGAUGACGAGAUUGCUAUGGACGCACUGUUGGGGAAGACUGUGAAAACAGAUCUGGUACUUCCGGCCGUGUCGGAAGAAGAAGCGUUCGAGCGAGACUUCAGGGAGGCGCCGGACAUGUCUUCGCUGGACGACUACGCUAGGGUACCCGUUGAUCAAUUUGGCGCUGCACUGUUGCGAGGCAUGGGCUGGAAAGACGGCGAAGGCAUAGGCAGCAACAAGGGCAAGAAGAUGGAAAAGACAAAGCUACCGGAGCGAAGACCAGCUUUGCUUGGCAUUGGCGCAAAAGAAGAGGCUGCGGUAGCGCAGGAAAUGGGCGCUUGGGGCAAGGCGGCACGGAAAGGUGCUGAAGUGAAAAUAUACAACCCGGUGUUACUGAAAGACAAGAUAACUGGUAAGCUUUAUACCGAGGAGGAGCUGCAGAAGAAGCGCGAGAAUGAGGAGCGCGAAAGGCACGAGGCCGAGUUUGAACAGAAGGAGCGCGAGCGUGAGCAUAGAAAGCGACGUGGAGAAGACGGAGAGCCCGACCGCCGAGGUGAAAGGCACAGACGAGACGAUCCGUCGAAGUGGGACCGGAAACGCAGAGACGGAAAGGAUGAUCGCGACAGAAGACGGCACGAACGCAACACGGACGAAGAGUCCUACCGGAUUACGGAACGUCACCGCCGCGAUCGUGAACGAGACGACAGCGGGCACGAUCGCAGACACUACAGCGACCAACAUCGGCAGCGUGACAGAGAUCGAGACCGUCGCCGGUAAAGCGUCGCUUGGAUGCAACGAGCUUCGAUAUCAUUUCCUACGAUAGACAGGCAGCCUUAAUGAAGACUGGCGCCGGAGUUGUCGAGCGGCAGCCUUGAGCGCUUGGCUUAUAACAUGUAGGUCAAGCAAUCUCAUGUGACAAGUUCGUCUGACUCUACCUUUACUUUCGCGUUGCGUUCUUCUCAUCAUCAUCAGACUUACCAUCUUUCUGGUCGAAUGGGCAUCUAGAAGAGCAGCCUUCUAGUAUAAGUGGCCGAUUCACAUACAAGCGUC